CUCCCGGUUAAAUUACCCAUAAAAAGGCAAAGGUCACUUGGAGAAGCAGGCACUGGAAGGGAAAAUGGUUGAGAUUUUUGAAGUGGGGCCAUGUGAAGAUGGAUACGAGCUGGGAUUUCUGAUAGGGCAGAGGUUCUCCCAUCUGAUAAGAAACAGGUUGGCUACAGAUCCUUCUCUUCAAAACCAGCUUCUUCCUUUCAGUCACUCCCCACAUGCACAAUCACUCAUUCAAGCACUCUCCGAGAACAACAGAAAGAAAUUCCCAAGAUACUGGGACGAGCUCAUAGGCACUGCAGAGGGAAGUGGCGUGCCUGUUCUUCAUUUAAUACUAGUCAACUUCAGGAAGGAGAUUCUUCCAUUCAUUACAAAAGCAUCAAGAACAAAGGACACAGAUGAUACCUCAGAGGAUUGCUCUGAUGUCCUUGUGGUCAGUGAUUCCAUGGCCAUUGCUGCACACAACGAGGAUGCAAAUGAAGCUUUAGCAGGCCAUACAUACCUAAUUAGGGGAAUUCUCUCAAACAGACUAUCCUUCAUUGCUUACACAUACGCAGGAGAGCUUCCAAGCUGUGCAUUUGGAUUUAAUAAUCGAGGACUGGCAUUCACACUGAAUUCAGUACCCCCAACUGAAGAUGAGAUUGUAGCAGGUGGUAUUGGACGAAACUUUAUUUCUCGAGACAUCCUCGAAGCAACAAGCAUUGAAGAUGCCUUAACUAGAAUACGUGCAUCAGAAGUAUCUGUGGGGCAUAGUUACAAUCUAAUUGAUCUACAGAAACGAAAGAUUUUGAAUGUUGAAACAGCAUCGAAAUAUCGAAUCUCAGUUUAUGAGGUUGGGCCAACACCAUUCUUCCAUGCAAACAUGUAUCUCCAUCUUCAGAUUCAGCAGGUACAUGAUGAAAACUCAACAAGUAGACAAAAGAGGGCAGCUUUGCUACCAAAGGAAUCAAAACAGGAUUUCCUGUCCCUUCUAGGAGAUACAGAUAACACGAGAUAUCCCAUCUACAUGACAGGUCCAACUCUUUGCACACUAUGUACGGCUGUAAUAGAUUUGGAUGAACAGGAGUUGACCAUAAUUGAAGGGAAUCCGAAGAAGAAACAAGUCUCUCAUGUCUUCUCCAUGUCUUCAAGUUAUCCACUGUAAGAGCCCUUUUACUAGAUUAUCUUUGGAGUUUGGAGUGCUAUGCAGGUUCAUAGAGGCCUAGCAUGUGACCAUCAACGCAUCGCAUGGCUGCAACCUGAUUACAAGCAAAUCAUGCAAAACUCUGAUAUUUUGAGUACCAACUCUGGAGGAAAAAUUCACUCUGAAAAUAUCUACAGUAGAGGAAGUUUCUACCUUCCCAUGGAUUUCAUAUUUGAUGGGACCAUCUAGUUCUGCACCUAAUGCCAUUAAUUUUGUCACUGUAUUGUUGAUGUCGGUCACUGUGAAUGAUAGUAGCGAAGCGCAUCCUGUCUGCAUGACAUGUUCACUGUAAAACCAGAUCUAAUGCCAUGGUCAAUUGGAAAGAAACAUUAAAUAUAUCUACCAUACAAAUUAGAGUAGUAUACUCUAGAUAUAAAAAUGAGAAUAAGCUACGAUUCAAUUUACUAUUAGAAUUGGCUUUUUGGAUAGAAGAAGAAAUAUUUAGAAAAUAGGGAAAAAGGAUAACUACAUACAAGGAGAAUGAGUCAUCCACUUAAAAGUCUCCAAAAAGAAAUGGAGGACAAAUAAAACAAAAGUAAGUUGGAAAUAGCUCCAUAAUUCAUUUGUAACAAAAUAAAGAUAUAACUUUAAAAUAAAUACAUCUCUAAACAACCAUGUGUCUUAGCCCACCAAAGAGGCCAAAGAAAUCAAUCUGUCCCAAGGUGGGUGAGAAGGGAAACAGUGAUGGUUGAAGAUCCUACUAUUACACUCCAACCACAAAACCCAUUGAGCAGCAAAAAGGCUCCUCUUCAAAGGAUCCUAGCCUCCUUUUUCACCCCAUGCCCUUCAAUGCAGAAGCUCAAUAAACACUCAAGAGAAGGCGGAACCAGAAAAUAUUUUUAUAUUACUUAUAUAAAGUUUAGCAUUUUCAUUCGUUUGCAUAUUACAUAGGCUAUUUAGGGAAUAUUAGUUAGAUAUAGGUGUUAUUUUGAUUAUACUUAUUAGUAAGAGGAUGUGGCACUCUGUUUUCUAUUGGUCAAUUAGACAAGCUAGCCUACUUGAAAUUGCUAUCAUCUUUUGUCCGAUGAGAGGUGGUAUAAGUUAGCUUUGCUACCUCCUUUCUUUAAGCAAUCAGCGAAGGAAGCCCAUAAUUGAACUAAAUCCUCUAACAAAACUUCAAAAAAAAAAAAGUGGCUACACAUGAUUAAAUACUUUUAAAUCAAAA
This is a messenger RNA of Carica papaya (papaya), 2342 nucleotides long. RefSeq lists its product as uncharacterized. Lineage: Eukaryota; Viridiplantae; Streptophyta; Magnoliopsida; Brassicales; Caricaceae. The record is from RefSeq and is a predicted model, not a curated record.